AUGAUGUGCGAGGUGAUGCCCACCAUCAGUGAGGACACUGCCCUGAGCCAGCGCGGCUCCCAGAGCAGUUCGUCGGACCCGGACUCUCACUUCGAGCAGCUGAUGGUGAACAUGUUGGACGAACGGGACCGGCUCCUGGACACUCUGCGGGAGACUCAGGAGAGCCUGGGCCUGGCCCAGCAGCACCUGCAGGACGUCAUGUACGACAGGGACUCUCUGCAGCGCCAGCUCAGCUCCGCCCUGCCGCAGGUACCACUGUCUUACAGCUGA
Molecule: messenger RNA, 270 nt
Organism: Knipowitschia caucasica
Lineage: Eukaryota; Metazoa; Chordata; Actinopteri; Gobiiformes; Gobiidae
Source: the annotation of a GenBank genome assembly